UAUAUAAGGAACUUCUGUUAUGAGCCAAAAACUCACACACACGCUUAUCCCACUUUUACACAUAGAUUUAGAUAUACAUUAUAGAAAGAAGAGAGAAUUGUAAGUAGUGUGAGAAUCAUGGAUAUGAAGGAGAAAGCUGCAGGUAUGGAGAAUGGAGGUGAGAAAGUAGAAGUAACCAAAGAGCUUAACUACAGAGGAGUCAAAGCCAUGCCUUUUAUUAUAGGGAAUGAGACAUUUGAGAAGCUAGGAACGAUUGGGACAUCUACAAAUCUACUUGUUUACCUAACCACGGUAUUCAAUAUGAAGUCGAUAACGGCUACUAAUCUUAUCUACGUAUUCAACGGUACUUGUAACUUCGGUACCCUAGGUGGAGCUUUUCUUUCUGACACUUAUUUCGGUCGGUACAAGGUCUUAGGAACGGCUUCAUGUUCAUCAUUCCUGGGGAUGCUUGUGUUAACAUUAACAGCAGCAGUCACAACACUUCAUCCACCUGAUUGUGUAAACGCCCCAUGUGUCGGACCAACACCAUGGCAAAUGGCUUUCUUGCUCUCUGGUUUCGUGUUUCUAAUCAUAGGAGCUAGUGGGAUCCGACCAUGUAACUUGGCUUUUGGUGCAGACCAAUUCAACCCGAAUACAGAAUCUGGCCAAAGGGGAAUCGCAAGUUUCUUCAACUGGUACUACUUCACAUUCACUUUCGCUAUGAUGGUAUCAUUGACUAUCAUUGUCUAUGUGCAAGCCAAUAUCAAUUGGGCCAUCGGGUUAGCUAUCCCUACGUUCCUUAUGUUCCUAUCAUGUGCCGUGUUCUUUGUGGGUACGAGGAUUUACGUCAGGGUGUUGCCCGAUGGCAGCCCUUUAACAAGUAUUUUUCAAGUCCUUGUGGCCACUGUGAAGAAGAGAAAAUUGAAGAUUCCAGAGGAACCAACAGUUUCCCUAUUUAAUCGUGUCUCCUCGAAAUCCAUCAACUUAAAGCUUCCAUACAGCACACAACUCAAGUUUCUCAAUAAAGCUGCGAUCAUAUCCCCAGACGACAAAAUUAACCCAGAUGGAACAUCAAAAAACCAAUGGACACUUUGUAGUAUCCAACAAAUAGAAGAAGUGAAAUGUGUGAUCAAAACUAUUCCAAUUUGGUUAUCUUGCAUAAUGUACAAUGUUUCAAUCAACCAAAUGCAAACCUACACGGUCUUUCAAGCACUACAAUCCGACCGAAGACUUAAGCCAAGCUCAUUCCAGGUUCCAGCUGCAUCCUACUCGGUCUUCCAAAUGCUAGCCCUUACCGUAUGGAUCCCAAUUUACGACCAAAUCAUAGUUCCAUCUCUCCGGAAAAUAACAGGCAAGAGACAAGGAAUUUCACUCCUUCAAAGAAUUGGAGUCGGAAUAAGCAUUGCCAUUUUCACAAUGCUUGUUGCAGCUAUAAUCGAAACAAAAAGAAGAGAUGUAGCCCAUUCCAAGCCAACACUCGGGGUUGAAAGAGGAAAGGGUGAAAUUUCAUCAAUGUCAGCCUAUUGGUUAGUGAUUCAAUUGUUGGUGGCCGGGCUAUCAGAAGGGUUUGCCAUCAUUGGUUUUGUAGAGUUUUUCUAUAGGGAGUUUCCUGAAAACAUGAAGAGUUUCGCGGGCUCUUUCUUGUUCUGUGGGCUAGGUAUGUCGAGUUACUUUAGUAAUUUCUUGAUAACGAUCGUUCAUAGAACGACUCGUGAAGGCGGGUCUAGAAACUGGUUAGCUCAAGACUUGAACGAGGCAAAGCUAGAUUACUAUUAUUAUUUAUGCAUGGGGUUAAUGGUGUUAAACUUUUUCUACUAUUUGAUGGUCGCAAAAUGGUAUAAAUACAAAGGAACCGGAGAAGAAUCAGCUGACGUGGCAUUAGAAGAUAUGUCUACCCAGAAACAUAUUGUUUGAAUACGUUCAAACUUUGAGGGUUUUACUUAAAGAUCAUAUUUCCUAUAUUUAGUGUUUAUGUAGCCAGAUUUGUGGAUGCACGUUAGUAUAUAUGGUGAUUGGAACUUUACAAUAGUUUGGAUUUCGGACCGUGUAUAUAAUAUGCUAUAAGCGGAAUAUUGGAAUUCAUAUCUUUCAGAUAAUUUAUUUCAACUAGCUUACAAAUAUCA
Messenger RNA from Erigeron canadensis, 2102 nucleotides. RefSeq names its product protein NRT1/ PTR FAMILY 2.10-like. The record is from RefSeq and is a predicted model, not a curated record. Bases 118 to 1893 code for a protein of 591 amino acids. The transcript has 4 exons. NCBI's taxonomy places the organism in Eukaryota, Viridiplantae, Streptophyta, Magnoliopsida, Asterales, Asteraceae. Gene Ontology annotation, biological process: transmembrane transport. Gene Ontology annotation, cellular component: plasma membrane. Gene Ontology annotation, molecular function: transmembrane transporter activity.